Trypanosoma grayi is the source of this 1479-nucleotide messenger RNA. RefSeq names its product succinyl-coa:3-ketoacid-coenzyme a transferase-like protein. Gene Ontology annotation, biological process: ketone body catabolic process. Gene Ontology annotation, molecular function: succinyl-CoA:3-oxo-acid CoA-transferase activity. The transcript has a single exon. The coding region runs from base 1 to 1479 and encodes 492 amino acids. The record is from RefSeq and is a predicted model, not a curated record. NCBI's taxonomy places the organism in Eukaryota, Euglenozoa, Kinetoplastea, Trypanosomatida, Trypanosomatidae.
AUGUUUCGCCGCUCCCUCAGUCGCAUCAAGGCAAAGGUCAUGCCGAGCGUGGACGCGCUUCGAGACUUGGGCGAUGGUGCCUCUAUCGCCGUUGGGGGCUUCGGCGUCUGCGGCAUGCCUACGGCGCUUCUGGGUCGGCUGAACAAAGAUGGGAGGAAGAGCCUUCACGUCAUCUCCGCCGCCACGAAUGGCGAGGAUUCCGUCGCCAUGGGCCGGCUUCUGAACGAUGGACAAGUGGACACACUCACGACAUCACAUCUCGGCCUCAACAAACUCGUGUGCAAUCUGCUGAACGAAGGCAAGUUGAAGCUGGACCUGUCCCCUAUGGGGACGUUGGUGGAGCGCCUCCGCUGCGGUGGCGCCGGUAUUCCGGCGUUCUACACGACAACAGGCUUCGGCACGGGUGUGUCAGAGGGCAGCAUUCCGGCCACUUUUUCGUCUGACGGCUCUGGGCGGGUGACGAAAGUCUCCGAGCCGCGCGAGACACGCGAAGUUCAUGGGCGUUGGUGUGUCCUGGAGCACGCCAUUGAAACGGACUACGCUUUCAUCAAGGCGUGGAAGGCUGACACGAAGGGCAAUCUUGUCUUCCGCGGCACUACGCGAAACCUGAAUGCGGUCAUGGCGACCUGCGCCCGUAUAUGCAUCGCCGAGGUGGAGGAGAUCGUGGAGGCCGGGCAGCUGAAGCCGAAUGAAAUACACGUCCCUGGCAUCUACGUGGACCGGAUUGUGUGUCCGAAAAACGCUGAGAAGCAUGUGAUUCACAAUGUGAACGACGGAGAGGAACAUGUUCCAGUACCGUUAAGUGAAAAACAAGAACGUAUUAUUCAGCGUGCAGCCCUCGAGCUGUGCGACGGGAUGCACGUGAAACUCGGUAUUGGAUUGCCUUCGAUGGUGGCGUCCUUUUUGCCACGGAAUGUGAAGCUUAUCACACAUUCGGAAGCCGGCAUGUUGUGGGAGGAUGGGAGCUCAAAGAAGCACGAAUGGGUUGACCUAGACUUUACGAACGAUCGUGCAGAAGCCGUGGUGGUCUCCGAACCUGGCGCCUCCUUGUUUGACAGUGCUGUGGCGUUCGACAUGCUCCGCGGUGGCCACCUGGACGCGACUCUGUUGAGCGCCUUUGAGGUGUCGGCCAGGGGUGAUAUCGCAAGUUGGUGCGCCCCUGGAAUUACUCCAGAUGCCUUGGCCGGAACAACCGGUAUCAUAUGCAGUGGCGGCAAGAUUAUUGCCCUCAUGGAACAUGUGCACAGUGAUGGCAGUCCACGUAUUGUGGAGCAGUGCAGCAUGCCCGUAACAGGAAAGGGCAUCGUCGACACUCUCAUCACGGAUUUGGCAGUAUUUGCCUUUGUGCAAAAAGGUGGAAACGCCCACCAGCUGUCUUUGAAGGAAGUCGCGGAGGGUGUUACCAUUGAAGAGCUCAAGGCUAAAACGGCCGCUGACUUCCUCAUCCCUGACGACGUGAAGAAUAUGGGACAGGCGUAA